Molecule: messenger RNA, 4881 nt
Organism: Stylonychia lemnae
Lineage: Eukaryota; Ciliophora; Spirotrichea; Sporadotrichida; Oxytrichidae
Source: the annotation of a GenBank genome assembly
AUGAUUACGGGUUCACAUAAUAGUAGUAAAGUGAACUCCUCAAGUUUGAGAAAAAGUGAUAAUGACCAGGAUUUAGGCAGUUUGCAAAAAAACUAAAGAUAUAACGCUCCACAUAAUGAUGCUCAUGAAAUACUUAAUGAUGAAGAAUACAACUUAAGUCCUCAUGAUUUCUAAUAAGAUUAAGAGGAUCAGGAUGAGUACGAUAUUGAAGAGAUGAUUAACACAAACAGCCUAUCAAACAAAAGGAGGAAAAAAUUGAACAUUGAUCAGUAAAAACUUAAUGAUAGUCCUAAUAAGGCUGAGAGUAGUCUAUUCUCAUCAGGUCAAAAAGGUAAAAUCCCUAUAAUAAGCCAUAAAAAUGCAGUAAUGUCCAAGACUUACUAGACUAAUAAAUUAUCAGAUUAAAACAGCAUUAAUCCUCAAGGUAUAAAUCGAAAUUAUUUUAAUAUCAGCAACACUCAAAAUAAUCCAUCGAAAUAAAAAGAUAGGCAGUAUAGUCCAUCUAUAGGUACCAAGCUAACUACAAUGGAGAAAUAGUACAAACCCUAUUACAUUAAUUCAACUUAUAAUACUAGGACUUUGUCAAAACAGCAUAAAAGGAAGAAUAAUGUCAAUUCAACUCAAGUUUACGAAGAUUAACAAUCUGGGAAGAUAUUAAUUCAAAGUAAAGUAGUUAGAUUUACAGAGAACGGAGUCUCAAAAACAAGCACUAAUAGGCAUGUUUCCACUUCACAUAACAACAAGGCAAAGCAGCUUGAUACUAUAUAAAAUUAUCCAGUACCUGUGGGCCAGUAAAGCAUACCUAAUAAAAAUGCUGAACAGGCAGUAAACUUAUUGCCUGCCUUUGAUAUCAAGCUACAGAGAGAUGCUUCUGCUCCAAAGCAAAUAAGUGUAACUGCUGCGAUUCCUUAAAAAAGAAUAAGGCUAUUCAAUAAAGUUGUAAUGGACUUCCAGGACAAAUACUAUAGAAAGAAGAUUAUUCCUAACAAAAUAUUAUCGUCAUAGGAGCAGUUAUACGAUGAGAACAUCUAAUUAAAGUAUAAAAUUAACUAGUAAGAUUAGUUCAUAGUGCUUCAGAAGACCUAAAAUAAAUUACUUAAUAAUGAACUAGAGAAGUAGCAGCAUCUUCUGAAAUAGAUUGUUGGUGCUUCCUUGAGACAAGAUAAUGCAGAUGGGAGUAAAGGGCACAAUUAGUAGAAUGAGAUUCUUAUCUAAAAUCUCAAAAGAGAAUUAGAUCUUGCUUUGAAAGCUUUAGCGCAUAAAGAAAAUGAUAUAAAAAUUCUAUAAAAGUCCAGUAAAGUAACUAAAUUCAAAGAAAUUGAUGAAGAGAGAAAGAUGUACAUCCAGGAGAGCUUCAGACUUCAUAAGAUAGUUCGAGAAUUGAUAACUAAAGGCAAUGCAACAAUUAACAUCAAUUCUAAAAGAGAUAACAGCAUUGGAAAUGAAAAGGAUGUUAAUCCUUACAUUCAAAAUAAUUAGCUUUAAUAAGAGUUUAUGGUUAGAAUUUAGUAGUAUUCAAGUAUAAUUAACUAGCAAUAGAAUGACGUCCAAGCCUUAAGCAGAAUCAAUCAUAACUUAUCUUAAGAGAAUAAUGAUUUGAAGACUCAAGAUAACUAGAGCUAAGAUCUAAUCAGGUAGCUUACUCAAUAGAUCUAGGAACUAUAGCAUCAGAAACAUUAGGCAGAGUUACUAUUUUUGAGCUAGCAACAGCAGCUAGAGGAAAAAGAGAGAGAAUAGCAAAUGAAUAAACACAAUUCUAAAUAAAACAGCGUUAGCGAGAAGUCAAUCAAGUAGCAGAGUUUGAUCUAAACUCUCAAUGAAAAUCAUCAGAGAGAAAUUGAGAGAUUGCAUGAUUUGGUGAAGUAAAAGGACAUUGAAAUAACAGGAAAUAAGCAAGAAUAGAUUGAGAACCAGAGAUAUUUCGAUAAUAAGUUACUUUUAUUAGAGCAGUAAUUGUAGCAGAUUCAAGACAUCAACAGAAAUUAAGCUACUAGAAUAAUCGAAUUGGAAACUUAAAUCUUUGGUCUGAAUGCAACUAUUGAAUAGAUGAAUAUUGACAGAGAAGUUCAGAAGUCAAUGGCCAGAUCAAUAUCAGAAUAGCAUUCAAUUAAAGACAAGAACAAGACAUAGUCAAUUAUGAAAUAAACCUAAGAUAUAGAAGACCAUUAUCAAAAUGAGUUUAGCAAUGACCCUGAAAAUCAGCAAGACAUCUAAGAUGAUUAUUAAGAUGAUCAGAUUGCAAACGAUCACUAAUUUUAAAAUGAAGAUGAUGAUGCAGACAAAAUCAAUGACAAUUAUGAAGAUGAUGAAGAUAUCUUUGAUAUAGAUUAUUAGAAAUAGCGGUAAUCAUCUUCAAUUGUAGAACCUUUAGAAGACACAAUUGUCAAGCAUGAUUAUCAAAAGUAAGAGAACCAAAUCAUUUAAAAUAAUUCCAGAAUCUAAAUGACUAAUGACGAAUUACAUGAUCCAGAUGAGAUUGAUAGUAAAAUUAUAGAUAAUUAUGGCACAUUAAACAAUACUUAGCAAACCUUGCCUAAGGUCCAUGAUCAAAUACCACUAGAGAAAAAUGAUACUAUUCUUCUUUUAGAGGAAUACAAGUUAAAAAUUGAGGAAUUAAAUUCAAUCCUUAAUUAAAGAUAAAAAGACAUCAAUGAAUAUAAUAACAAGCAUGAUGACUAAUUAAAUUAAAUAACCCAUUAGUAGAGCUUAAUUGAUGACUUAUAAGAAAAGAUCAUUAACUUAGAAUGUUAAAUUGAAGAAUUAAAGAUCUCAGAGGAAAAAGAGAGAACUUAGAAAGUUGAGUUGAAUAAUAAGCUAGCUGACGUAAGUAGCUAGAUGAUGAAUCAGCUUAGAGAAGACAUGAGCAUUCAGCAUAAUAGAGAGAUCAAGGAAAAGGAAAUGAUAAUUAAGGAGUUACAGUUGUAGUCUGAUGAAUCAAGGAGAGACCUUGAGUCUCAAGUCAGAGAUCUGUUAUAGGAUAACUAAAUUAAAGAAGAAUAGCUAAUUAAUUCAAUUAACUCGGAGAUAGAUAUAGUUAAAGCAAAGCUUACCAGAUGCUUCUAAAUCCUACAGAUUAAAGAUUAGAAAAAAUUGGACAAAAUUUUAAACAUCAACAGUGAAAAUUCAGAAUAACCCAGUAUAAGUGAAAUUUUAAAAGCAAGAUUUGAUCUUGCUCAAAGAGAGCUCGAUGUUUUGUCAGAGAAUAUUUUGCAGGUAGAGGAAUUAGACAGUUUAGAUUUAAAUGAAAUCAGUCAGUUGAUGUACUCAAUUUUUACAAGAGAAAUAUUAGUUUACUAGGAUGAAGAGAGGCAGGAGGCUUUCAAUCAUCUUUACCAAUAAAUUGACAAAGACAAUAUAGAUAUUGAAUCAUUCCUGACAAGGUAUAACAUCAAAACAGCCAUACAUUAAUCGUAGCUACGAAAAGUACUAGAGCAAUACAUUGAAAGUGAUAAAAUGAUAAAUCUUGUGAUUGAUCAUUUGCUUAACCAAAGCCAUAAUUACAGCUAUGCAAGUGCUGAUGUUUUCGAAAGAUGUCUAAACAAGUAACUCUAUAAACUGCAAACUUAAAGGAGCUUGAGGAAGAAUAAGUCUGAAAAUACAAUUAAUAAUACUUAUAGAGACAAUAACAGGAGCAAAACUUACAAGAGUAUAGAACAUCAGGAAAUUAAAGAAGCAAUCUUGGAGGAGGAGUACAAGAAUGCUGGAGAUAAACUUAAGCUUGCUUUAGAAGAACUUUAAGGUAAUUCAGAUGAUAAUAAUCUGUCGCUGAAUGAGGAUCUUCUCUAGUUGAAUAUGGGUGGAGCACUCUUUUCUGAGAGAAGUAGUGUAUCUGGAAUGUCGAUGACUGUGAUCCAGCCUAGUUAAUAAAAAUAGCCAGUCAAGUAUUUGAAGAAUGUGCAAUUACAGUUGAUAGCAUAAGCUUUGAAUUCCAAGUUCAUCAAUCUAAGGCAACAUAUAAAGUUUUAUCAAACCCCUAGACUAAUGGAAUUUGGAGGGAGAGAGGUAGAAGUUAUUAAAUUCGAUGAUUUAAUACAGCUUUUAAACAAAAUUAAGGUAUUAAGUUAUGAAGAAGAAGAUGAAGAUGAAAAUCAGAAUUAAGAGAUGAUUAAGGAAAUGUUAACAUAGAUAGAAGCAUACUUUGAGAUUGAAAUACUGGGCCAAAAAGUAGUAGCUGUUGAAAGAUUAAUGAGUGGACUUAAAGCCUUUGGCUACCUGGAUCUUUAAAGGCCUAAGUCUAAAAGAGGAUUUAAUUUCGAUAACCUUGAUAUUAAAUCAAUUAGAAUUCUUAAUAGGAUUACUAAUCAUUGCUACAUUGAGGUUCAAAAGUUUAUCAAACAAUUUAAUAUCUUGGUGGGUUAGCUAACUAAAGCCUAGGUUCAUUAAAUCUAUGAGAAGAUUAUGGAAUAAAUCGUCUUUAAAGAAUGUUUAUAAAAAGUACUGAUUAAGACAAAAAAUAAGGAGGAAAAGUGCUAUUUAGUCUAGAAACCAAAAUUCUAUGCAAAGUUAAAGCAGCUAGGAAUUAAGAAUAGUGAAAUUGAGUAUGAAAAUUUGAAUCAGUUCCUUUGGCUUGACUCCCAGUACCCAGAUUUAAUUCUGUUCAAGAAACUUAUCAAAGCAGUAGAACUAGUCUAAAUAAAUAGUUAUUGUGCUUCUAUUGGCACAAAGAGAAUAAUUUUAGAGGAUGCAACAAUUGUGGUUAAAUAAAAAACAACUAAUAAAAGUAAUAGUCUCAGGCAAUCCCUAGAAUAAGCUCAAAAUUCCAAAUAAAUUCAAAAUCCAAUUGCAGAGGAAGAGAAGGAAGAGGAUGGAGAAUCUUAUUAUGAUGAGGAAGAUGAUGCUAAAUCUGAGAAAAAAUAAAAUGAUGAGUCUGACUACUUUUGA